Manduca sexta (tobacco hornworm) is the source of this 7758-nucleotide messenger RNA. RefSeq lists its product as uncharacterized. The coding region runs from base 251 to 3673 and encodes 1140 amino acids. The transcript is spliced from 17 exons. The record is from RefSeq and is a predicted model, not a curated record. NCBI's taxonomy places the organism in Eukaryota, Metazoa, Arthropoda, Insecta, Lepidoptera, Sphingidae.
GACGCGCGGCGAUACGGACGCGCCACAAAACCUCUUUUUGGCUACCAAGAAGUUUGUAAAACACAAAAGUUUACCUCCUUCUAUGAAAUUCCGAUGCAAACACGACCAAAUUAUGUUGAAUUUGCAGUGAAUGUGGCUCAGAUUAUAAAGUGACAUGUGUAAUUGGUUAUGAAAUUCGAAAUAGUUUUGUGCAAAAAUAAUGGUGGCCGUUUAAGAGGAUUUUUACGGAUAUCGUGGUGGUGCAGGUGAGAUGUCGCUGGCGGAGGUGACGUCAGCGCGCAGUUCGCCGGCGCGCGACGCGUGCCCCGACUGCGACACCAGCGCCUCUGUCACAUCUGACUUGCAUAAGUACCAAGUCGCCUGCACGUGCAAGCCGUCGUCAGCGCAGUACGCAUGCGCAGACGACCCCGGCCCACCCCCGCCAGCCAAGACCGACACACCACCAGCGCUGCCACCACGUCCGCCUGCCAGCGUCCUUGCUGCCACCAACAGACGGAAUAAUGCCUCAGUGGGAUGCAACGGCAACGACAGCACAUGCCGCCGGCGCAAGUACGCGUGGUGGUGCGUGGGGUGUGGUGCGCUCGCGGCGGCGCUCGGGGGGCUGCUGGCAGCACAGCACAUCCUGCUGCGCGCAUACACAGCAUCGCCGCAGCACUUGGAGACUGUGCCCGCUGCUGUACCUGCUGCUAUGUUGGUGCUGACAGGCGUGUGCAUCAUGAGCUUAGCGCGACGCAGAAACCGUUACAGCUAUAUGGUAAGAAAAAUCAAGGUGGUAGGAGCAUGUUGUCUGGUGUGUGCGCUUACCUGCGUGCUGGUCACCAUCACCACCACAGUCAUCCACAUGAACAAACUGCAGACGCUCAAGUUCUGCGAGUACACGAAGUUAACCCGCACGUGCACCUGCUACACAAUGCCCCCGGACACGCAGCACAGCGGCCAUGACGACGACGGCGUGCGUUGCGUGUUCGAGGGCGUGACGGACUGCGGCGUGGUGCACGGCCCGCUGUACUGGUGCCUGCGCGGAGUGUUCGCACUCAGCGUCAGCGCUGUGCUCGUCUGCAUCUUUAGCUGCAUGCUGGCGUAUCAGCUGCUCAGCCACGAGCGCAAGAAAAUGUACUGGGAGCAGUUGGAACUGCGAUGCAGGUCGCUGUAUAGACCACCUGCCGGGCAACCUGCACAGCCUGCUGGCAGGACGGCGCAGGCAAGCUGCAGUUGUUGCGCGCAGUGUCAUCCUACGCAGCCGGCGUGGGACAUCAGUCUCCAGCACCGUUUCUGGGCGCCGGGUCGUAUUGGAAACCUCUACUCUCCAAACCCGGGCACGGCGCGGAAGAGUUCUGCAUGGAGUUGGUUCCCUUGGCCAAGAACCAACAGUCAAAAUUCCCGCUGCCGUAUGGGCGGAGUGCCUCAGUCAGGCGACAGUGCGUACGGUUUCUGUGAGACGGAAGCCCCCCCGCACGCCCCCCACGCUCCUCACGCCCCCCCCGGAACACUCGCCCCCGCCCAGGGGUACGACGAGCGCUUCGCCGGCUCGUUCCCGCAGCCCUUCCAGAGGUCGACCGCGCAGACCAGCUUCGCUCAGAGUUCUGCCACCUUCCAAGGGCAAGGUUUCGUGCAGAACCAGGGAAAUUUUGCACAGGCGCAAGGGAACUUCCCCCAGGCUGGGUUCACUCAGGAAGGAUUCGGCGAGGCGAGCGGUAGCUUCGACCAGCACACUGGUGUGUGGGGUCCGCCGCCCCCCUACAGCCCACAGGGACGGAGCGGUAGCAGGCAUCAUCUCCAUCAUCAAGACCCUGCGGCGGCCACGCUCCUCCAUCAUCACCAUAUGGACGUCCAUCGCAACUCGGCGGUACACGAACAUGCAAACAUGCCCAUACAACCACACACGUGUACCAGGAACUCAUACCUCGUGCACAACAUGCCGCAAAAUGUCGAUAUGGCUCGCAUGAACCCCGACAGCCGGUUGAACCCAGAGAUGGCUCGGUUGAACCCCGAAAUGGCCCGGAUAAACCCAGAAUUGAGUAGGUUAAACCCCGAUAUGAGGAUGAAUCCGGAAAUGGCGCAUCUCGGCCAGAUGUACCCGGCGGAUGUAAAUGACAUGGCCCGGAUACAGGCUGAGAUGGCCCACUUGCCGCCGGAUGCGAGGUUCAAUACCCUGAGAGGGCAUUUGGUGCCUUACAGAUGCCAGAGACUGGGAAUGAGUGCAAGUAACCUGCAUAGAGACUGUAGGAUGGAUGAGAAUGUGACUAUUGAGUGUUUACACCAAAAGACGGGCAGUAAAGUUUCAGAUCAAAGCAGCGACUCGUGUCAAAAACAGGGGAAGGAGAACCUCGGCUUCCAAAAUGACAAACAUUCACCUAUAAGGGCGUCGAUGCAAGACUGCCGUAACGCGAACAAUAACGCCGAGUCGGAGGUAUACUUCGCGGACGUGUCCAGUUGUUGCAAUGUCUCUGUCAAGGCUGAAUGUUGCAUGAACGCAAACGUGUCUGCGUUGGUGGGGACCAUUGAGAACCACCCAGAGUCGACGUCGGAGUCGGACACGGGCUCGUUCACACUGACGCGGCAGCAGCGGCCGCAGCCACAGGUCGGCUCCAAGCGACGCCCGCGACAGGCCGACAAACAUAUCAAGACGCAGGACAAGAUGCGACAACUCAACUCAUCCGGCCGACUCACCGACCAGAUCGACCACAUCAACAGCUCAAUGCGAAUGACCGAACGAAUAGACCCGAGGAUCGAACGAAUCGAACGAAUGAACGAAACUCGGCUCAGUGAGCGCAGGAGUGACUCGCGUGAUCGCUUAAAUGAGCCCCGUGUGUGUGAGAGGUUUGACAGGAUGAAUGAGUCACGAAUCAGUGAGCGGAUGAGCGAUAAUCGCUUAGAACGAAUGAGCGAUUCUCAUGACAGGUUGAAUGAUUCUAGGAAUUGUGAUUUGAGUGAGCCGAGAAUUGAUCGGUUAAACGAUUCUAGAAUAAGUGAACGUAUGAACGAAGCCAGGUUAAGUGAGCGAAUGGAACGAAUGAACGAGUCGCGCAUUGGCGAUAAAAUAAACGAUUCAAGGUUAAGUGAGCGGAUGGAACGAAUGAACGAAUCUCGUAUUAGUGACAAAUUAAACGAAUCUAGAUUAAGUGAGCGAAUGGAACGUAUGAACGAAUCACGUAUUAGUGACAAAUUAAACGAAUCAAGGUUGAGCGAGCGGAUGGAAAGGAUGAACGAGUCUCGGAUUAGUGACAAAAUGAAUGAUUCGCGUCUGAGUGAACGAAUCGAACGGAUGAACGAGACACGGCUGAACGAGCGGAUGUCGGAACUUAACUCAAGUAUGCGAAUGGAAGGUAGUCCUCGAAGCAGAACACACAUGAGUCCCCUACGAGUGCCUCGCACCAGUCCUAAAGACCAUCCGAGGCCGUCCAACGUGGAGUCUAAGCCAUUCGUCCAGCCUAUUUCGCCGCUGUCUCCUAAAACUGAAGAGUCACUGUUGUCAGAUGAUGACCGGCCAGUAGACCAGGUGUACUCCAACGAUCCGGAGACUUCGAAGUGCCUCGCUCCUGACUCUCAGUACGAGCCUGUGAGGGAAGAGAAGGAAGAGAUAUUGAAAACGAACCACCAUCACUGCUAUAGUGACACAAAUACUAUGGACUCGGGAUGGCAGAGCGGGUCGGAGAAGCAGGUCACUGAUUGAAUUACAUAGCGCUGUAGCUGUGGUUUGGGUUCAUUGGUAUGAAUAUUUGGUGUCAGACCUUGUCUUAUCUUCAGCCUUUCAAUUAUUCCUUAUGGCAGUUUAUGGUCUUCCGUUAUGAACUUCCAUUUUACCAAGCAAUAUUAAAGACAGGUUAAUUCUACUUUGUAAAAGAAUUUAUGAGUCUUCUGGUGCCUCUUACAAGUGCCAAAAUACCUCUAUUAAUGCGCCUGGUAAGUGGCCCUGCUGUCAGCUAUGGCCACAAAAAUGUGUUCCAUUGUAUAACUUAGAAUAUGUAUUAUGUGAGGAAUGUAGAUUGCGUAGGUUUUAUUCUAUUACUGAGAAUCUGUAUCAAUUACCUUUUGAUAUAUUUGUUCAGAUAUACAUAAACAAACGUUAAAAUUAUGUUGGACGCAACGAAUAAAGAAAUAAGGUAGUUUACGGUACCAAUAUUAUUACAUGUAACUUCUCCAAAGUUAUGCCUUCAUAAGAAUUUUACGAAACAAAUGUUUGUGAGUAUCUGAAAAUUUAUAUCUAAGAAAUGAAUACGUUUCCCAUCGCUAGCAAUAACGACAGGAAAAUAUUUCGAAAACUAGGCAUUUUUAAAUGCGAUUUCUUAUGAAAGCAUGUAUAUCUUUCAAAUAAUCUAUAAAGUGUUAGGUUUUUAAAUAAUACUCAUAUAAAAAAGUAAAUAGGGAAAUAUAUUUAAAUGGAGUAUCUGGUCUGCGAAAUUCGAAUUAUUUUUUGUAAUACCAUUUUUUUCGUACCGCUCCAUUUUAGUAUUUCACAUUACUCAUAAAAAAUUGUAUGGACGAUAUAAACAAGAUAUUUUGAAUUUGUUUAUUUCUCGGUAAAUAAAUUUCAAAAUAUAGAUUGACUUGGAAUAUUUUAUUUGGGAAUCCAACGAGUUGUAAUGGUAUACGAAUAUUUCAACAUUAAUUCAAGGGUUUAUCUAUGAAUCAAGUAACUGUAACGGUCGUUUUGGGUUGCAACAAUUCAUAACAUUUGUGGAAGAAAAAAAAAAACACUUCCUAUUAUGAAUAAUGUGAUAAGUUUAACACUUAAAGGUCAUUAUCUAGUAAUUAAAUUCGUUUAUCUUUUUGUUUUCGUUCCCCAAAUAAGGUUCAAUAUCUCUUUAUUCUAUGUUCGGUUUAUAUAUUUUUUGUUUGUCUUGCUAAGUUAUAGUCACGAUGUUCCUCUGUUACUGCUCAUGGAGGCCUAAUAUAGGUGUCAUUAGAGCUACUUUUACAGUGCCAUCCGUGUUUUACUCCGUAUCUUCGGGUUUAGAUGUUGCAUGUCCAGGUUACAGGUUAACGUUGGAUAACUCAAGUUUAACCAGGAAUGCAUUCAACUUUAAAUUGUAGCGUAAUAUCCCUGUGGGUGGAGCCCUAUGUGCAAAAACGGGCUACUAUUUACUGAAGGUGGCAGCUCUAGUUCAUACCCAGAAUCCGCUCUCUUCGGCGGAGACGAUAUCUCCGUCCCUUCUUAGGUGUGAAUGUGUUAGUUCCAAGUAGUUGUAGUUGUAUAAUAAUAUUAAUAUUUUACGUCAAGAUAUUUGCCUCCUCUUAGCCCUUCUAAAACGAUAAAAGUUAAAGGAAACCCUGAGAGGAAGAUGAGCACCUCCAAGGAUCAUCGACGCCUUUAUUAAAAAGUAAUAUGUUGUAUGAGUUUUGAAUGUAUAUGGAGACUUAAAGAAAUACAGCUAUUUAUAAUCUCUGGUCAACACGAAGGAAGUUAUGACGUGUUAAUUUCAGACAUUAAAAACUGGCUUGAACUUAUUCUGCUCAUAAAAUAUGGUAUCAGUUAUACCUAGUUUACCACGUAUGUCAAAUCGUUAUUCGUUUUAUUUGUAGAAAGAGAAACGUCUUAUUUUGAAAAGAUUGAUUGAGUACACUAAUUCGUUGCGACAGAAGAGUACGACGAUUAUAUUUUUUUUUUCUUUGUUUUGCCCUCAUGUACUUAUCUAAAAACUUAAUACUCAAAAUUAUUAACACUAAAUACUCGUAAAAAAUAUUGUAAAUUUGUUGUUAUUAAAUAUGUCUGUCAAUAUUAUUUGUUAUGUUUUGAUAAAUUGGAAAUUAACAAAUAGAUCGCUAUGUAAGGCGGUAAAGCUAAUUAAGAGAUCGCGUGGGCUAUAGUAUCUUGUUGCCGAGAAACAUUAUAGCAACUUCAGCAACUGUCAAUUUAGUAGUGUAGUGUUUUUCGACAAGUCUGCGUGCGACAGCUCUGCGUGACAUCUAAUUGUUAUUGGUAGUUAUUUCGACUAUAAGUAAAUUUUAAAUUCCUCAUUUAAUUCUUAUUCGGACACUGAAAUUUGUUCGUAAUUCGUCUUAUUAAGAUUGAGUUCCUGUUUAGAUUGACACAAUUGUUUAUUCGAUUUUGUAAAUUAAUGUUAAAUCGCUCGCCAUGAUUAUUUUUCUAAUUUAUUUACGUGAUCAUUCGCGUUUUGAUUUUUCUUUUCCGUUUCUAUGUAGAACUCACAGUAUUUUUACAUUACCAAUACUGAAGACAACGCAAAAAAUAAACAAUUAUGAAUUGCUUAGAUAGCACGGAGCUGUUUUAUAGUAAAUCGCGUUAAUCGAGGAAUUGCCGUUUUCUCGCUAAUGUUGCCAUACACAAUAUUAUAAGUUUGCUAUUACCAUAAACAAAUAUUAUUUUUUAAUUCCUCAAUAUACGAAGCAAUAUCGUGUAAAUAUAAAAAAAAUAACCGAUUUUAGUAUGUAAUAAGUUUUAAGUAGUUAUUUACUGUAAUGCAAAAAAGGAAUUGUUUCGCAAAACUGUAUUAUAAAUGUUAGGUUAUACACUUUAUACAAACAAAAGAGUAUAAUUUUAAUGUGAGUACAUUUUAUUAAAUAUUGCGUCUAUUUUGCAGUGGUAUCUUAGCAGAUAAGGUAAUUUAAGAAAUAUUUUUAAAAUGUAUUCAUAUUAUCCAAUUGUCGUUUUAUGUCCAGGCAUACUUAAAAUACUUGUGCAUUUCUUGUAAGUCGGGUUACUAACUAUGGACACAGCCUUUUGAGGAAUUGGUGAGAACGAGACAUUUCUAUUUCUCAAGCAACUUCCGUCAAAUCAAAAUUAAACACCAUGUUUUAAACCAUAGACGUAGAGAAAGGACUGAACAUUAUCUUCAAAUUUGAUCACUCUGUAUAAAAUAUAUUGUGGCCGUGUAACUUUUUGUCUGUAGUGGUGCAGAACUCAAUUGUACUCUCUAUACUCUCACGAGAACUUAAUCACAAUUAACAGUACAGCUGUUGGUCACCAGUUUAUUUUAUCUCUUUUACAUUUUCCUGUCAAUUGACAACGCUAUGUCUAUACUCUUUGUCCAUAUUUAAAACCAGUUAUGUCAGAAAAUAGCGUUUAUACCUUAAUGAUUUGGGUACAGGGACCUUACUCUCUAUGCGUCACGUUAUUUUGAUAGUGCGUAACAAGAACGUAACGCACCGCGUCGCGUUUAAGACAAACAGAAAUUAGAAUACAGAAUAUUAUUCUACGCUAACUUCUCGAAGUUAAUAUAACACGGCCAUGUUAUGAAUUUCCAUUGUCAUAGAGAAUAAGGCCUCAUUACUGUACUCGUUCGACAGGGUUGCCUGUAAGAAUUUUGUAUAUCUGCCUAUCGUGUGAAUGUUGUAGAUUUAGUGUAACAUUGAGAUAAGUUUAUUUUAAUCUUUAAAUAAUAUAAAAUGUUAAAUUUCUCAUUGUAUUUGUUGUGUUUACUUCUUUGAUUUCUUAAAGUCAAUGACGAUUUUAAAAAUGAAUUUUAUUUGCAGAAUUCCUAUUCAAGGAAUAUAUAUGCAAGCAUGUACUUAGCUCCUGAGCGAGACGUGUUCUAAGCUUUUAUGCAUAUUUCUUAUUGAUCAAAUGCGGUAAUAAAAGGUUUAAAUAAUAAUUUCAGGUGAAAUAUGAACGAACCUUUUAAUUUAGUUUCGUCAGCAGACUUCUGUAGUCAAGGAGUUAAACGGAAUUGCGAAUCGUAUUUAUGUGUAAUUUUCCUAAAUAUUAAGGAUUUUAAGUUCUUUUUAUACAUUAUUACACUGUACCUAUACUGUUAGUUUGAUUAAUUGUAAUGGUUCUAUUAAAAAGACUGAAAUCUC